Saccoglossus kowalevskii is the source of this 1267-nucleotide messenger RNA. RefSeq lists its product as uncharacterized. The record is from RefSeq and is a predicted model, not a curated record. NCBI's taxonomy places the organism in Eukaryota, Metazoa, Hemichordata, Enteropneusta, Harrimaniidae.
GGUGUAUUCAUUGUGUCUGGUGCAGAAUAGUGUAUACACAGCAAAAGUAUUCACUUCAAACAAGACAUAACCGAAUAUCAUGAUGAAAAUGAAGUAUGAUAUAUUGGUGGUAGUCAUUGUGCUGGGUACAAUGAUACUGGUAUGUGAAACUGAAACUCCUCCUGAAGCACGGGUACAUGACAUGGUACAACGAAGUGCUGGGAUGGAAUCUGAGCGUCCCCCUAUUGGACGAUUGCACGACAGAGUGGCACGAAGUACUGGGAUGGAGUCUGAGCGUCCUCCUGUUGGACGAUUAAACGACAGAGCGGCACGAAGUACUGGGAUGGAAUCUGAGCGUCCCCCUGUUGGACGAUUACAUGACAGAGUGGCACGAAGUACUGGGAUGGAGUCUGAGCGUCCUCCUGUUGGACGAUUAAACGACAGAGAGGGACGAAGUACUGGGAUGGAAUCUGAGCGUCCCCCUUUUGGACGAUUACACGACAGAGUGGCACGAAGUACUGGGAUGGAAUCUGAGCGUCCCCCUGUUGGACGAUUAAACGACAGAGCGGCACGAAGUACUGGGAUGGAAUCUGAGCGUCCCCCUGUUGGACGAUUACAUGACAGAGUGGCACGAAGUACUGGGAUGGAGUCUGAGCGUCCUCCUGUUGGACGAUUAAACGACAGAGUGGCACGAAGUACUGGGAUGGAAUCUGAGCGUCCUCCUGUUGGACGAUUAAACGACAGAGCGGCACGAAGUACUGGGAUGGAAUCUGAGCGUCCCCCGUUGGACGAUUACGACAGAGUGGCACGAAGUACUGGGAUGGAAUCUGAGCGUCCUCCUGUUGGACGAUUAAACGACAGAGGACGAAGUACUGGGAUGGAAUCUGAGCGUCCCCCUUUUGGACGAUUACACGACAGAGUGGACGAAGUACUGGGAUGGAAUCUGAGCGUCCCCCUGUUGGACGAUUACACGACAAAGUGGCACGAAGUGCUGGAAUGGAAUCAGAGCGUCCCCCUAUUGGACGAUUACACGACAGAGUGGCACGAAGUACUGGGAUGGAAUCUGAGCGUCCCCCUAUUGGACGAUUACACGACAGAGUGGAACGAAGUGCUGGAAUGGAAUCUGAGCGUCCCCCCACUGGACGAUUGCACGACAGAGUGGCACGAAGUACUGGGAUGGAAUCUGAGCGUCCCCCUAUUGGGCGAUUGUACGACAGAGUGGCACGAAGUACUGGGAUGGAAUCUGAGCGUCCCCCCACUGGACGAUUACAUGCAAUGUAAUCAUUAA